AUGGUGUCAGUAGUCAGCCUGACGACACAAGUAGUGACCAAAAACCGAUAUACUUUUUACAAUAUAGUUUGUUUGAAUAAAAUAAAAAAAUAUUAUUUUCAGUUUGAUGCUGUAGCAUACAUCAACAAGGUGUUCCCAACGGAGCAGUCGCUGUCUGGCGUCGAGAGCGCGGCGGCGCGGUGCGAGUUCCGCCUGGCCGGGGUGGACACGGACAUCCGCAGACUCGUGAGGGCGCAUGCGCAGCAACGACACGCCGGGCAGGACGCCUUACGAGACGCACAGAGGUGUAUCGCUGAGUUGGCAUUGCAGGUAGCAGACAUAAACAAAGCGUCAGAGCGCAGCGAAGUAGUCGUCCGCGAGAUCACAGCGGAAAUAAAGCAGCUGGACUGCGCUAAACACAAUCUAACAGCAGCUAUCACCACACUGAACCACUACCAUAUGCUAGUGGGAGGCGUGGAUUCGUUGAGGGCUAUGACGGCGGCCAGGCAGUAUAAGGAGGUCGUGUUGCCCUUACAGGCUAUCAUGGAGGUGCUGCAACACUUCGAAUGCUACAAAGACAUAAAGGAGAUCUCCUCUCUCCGCGACCAAGUGUGCCAGAUCCGCACCGCGCUCGGCGCGCAGAUCCUUAGCGACUUCAAGGAGUCCUUCGGCGGCAAGGGCGGGCCGCCCGUGCGCACGCUGGCCGACGCCUGCGCCGUGGUGGACGCGCUGGAGCCCAAGGUCAAGAAGGAGCUGCUGCAUUGGUUCAUCAACAUGCAGUUGCAGGAGUACGUGCUGCUGUUCAGCGCCGGCGAGGAGAGCGCGUGGCUGGCGCACGUGGAGCGCCGCUACGCCUGGCUCAAGAAGCACCUGCUGGCCUUCGAGGAGGCGCGCGCGCAGCUCUUCCCGCCGCACUGGCGCCUGUCCGAGCGGCUCGCCGAGCAGUUCUGCCAGCUGACCCGCGAGGCGCUCGGCCGGCUGAUGGCGUCGCGCCGGAACGAAGUGGACGUCAAGCUCCUGCUGCACGCCAUACAGAAGACGUACAACUUCGAGCUGCUGCUGCACAAGCGAUUCGUCGGCACGGACGUGGGAACCGACGCCGCCGGCCCGCGCGCUUCGGAUUCGCAGAACGCUUUCGACUCCGACGCUAAAGAGUCGGCCGCGGACGCGGACCUCGCUCCGGGGGGCGGCGGCGGGGGCGCCGCGUCGCCGUGGGUGGGCCUCAUCGGCGGCUGCUUCGAGCCGUACCUGUCGCUGUACAUCAGCAGCCUGGACGCCAACCUGCGGUCGCUGAUGGACCGGUUCGCGCAGGACGCGCGCGCGGCGCCGGGCGCGGGCGGCGGCGCGGGCGCCGUCAUGGCCAGCUGCGCCGACCUCUUCCUGUUCUACAAGAAGUGCCUGGUGCAGUGCGCGCGCCUCAGCACCGGCGAGCCCAUGCUGGAGCUGGCGGGCGUCUUCCAGAAGUACCUGCGCGAGUACGCCAGCGCCGUGCUGCAGAGCGCGCUGCCGCGCGGCGGGGGCCCGGGCGGCGCGGGGGCCCUGCCGCUCGCCUUGGCGGGGGCCUCGGUGCCCAGCCUGGUCACCAAUCUCCACACGUUCCUGAGGGACGACCCGGCCGCCAGAUACACGAAACAAGAAAUUGCAAAAAUAACAUCGGUAAUAACUACGUCGGAGUAUUGCCUCGAAACCACCGUGCACCUGGAGCAGAAACUCAAGGAGAAGGUCUCCCCGGGUCUCGCGGACCGCAUCGACCUGCUCCCGGAGCAGGACUUGUUCCACAAAAUGAUCGGCACCUGCAUCCAGCUGCUAGUGCAGGACCUGGAACUCGCCUGCGAGCCGGCUCUUCAAGCUAUGACGAAAAUAUCUUGGCUCCAUUUCGACAAUGUCGGCGAUCAAAGUUCUUAUGUGACGCAAAUCAUUAUGCACUUGAAGAACGCCGUACCCGAUUUGAGAGACAACUUAGCGUCUUCUAGAAAAUAUUUUACCCAGUUUUGUAUUCGUUUUGCGAAUUCUUUUAUUCCAAAAUUUAUACAGAACAUUUACAAAUGCAAACCUAUUUCGACUGUCGGAUCCGAGCAGCUAUUGUUGGACACCCAUAUGUUGAAAACGGCGUUGCUAGAGCUGCCGUCUAUCGGGUCAGAGGUGAAACGACCCGCGCCAGCGACGUAUACGAAAGUUGUUAUAAAAUUAAUGACGAAGGCCGAAAUGAUUUUGAAAUUAGUUAUGGCGCCUUUAGAUGGAAAUUUGGAAGGAUUUGUGGCUCAAUUUGUGCAGUUGUUGCCUGAAUGUACCUUGGCCGAGUUUCAUAAAGUGUUAGACAUGAAAGGUGCGAAAUUAUCGAAGGCGCAGUUGAGUUCUUUAGAUGCACUGUUUAAGGAAACGUCGAAGAAUGUAAAUAGCGAUAAUAAUAAAUAGUACUCAACGACAUCUAAGCGACAUCAUAAUUUUGCCCAAAAUUGUGAUUAAAAUGUGACUAAGAACUUGACUGCUUGAAAUAAUAUUAUGGACGGCAUCAUGAUCGAAUGCCAGUAAAAAAUUAAUACCAAGGCGGAAAUUAUAAACUUUAAUUUCCGUAACUUGUGAAAAUAAUAUGUUAAUAUGACUACUUUCACUAUUUUACUUGAAGUCAUUCUUAUGUCUAUAAACUCAACUAAUAAAUGAUAUUGUAUAUAUUAUACAUAUUUCAUCACAAAGAAAAUACGCUGUUUACCUAAUAAAAACAUU
Hyposmocoma kahamanoa is the source of this 2703-nucleotide messenger RNA. It is a transcript of the gene Vps53, whose product is annotated as vacuolar protein sorting-associated protein 53 homolog. The transcript has 11 exons. Lineage: Eukaryota; Metazoa; Arthropoda; Insecta; Lepidoptera; Cosmopterigidae. Gene Ontology annotation, cellular component: GARP complex. The record is from RefSeq and is a predicted model, not a curated record. Gene Ontology annotation, biological process: retrograde transport, endosome to Golgi. Bases 1 to 2394 code for a protein of 797 amino acids.